AUGACUGUGCAAUGUCUCCGUACAAAUGAAGCUGACAUGGCUGUAUGUGGUGGUGUUAAUGGAUUCUUACACCAGAAAGUUUUCUACAACAUUCAUUUAUUGGUGCACAAUCACCUGGUGGAAGAAGUCGAUCAUUUAGUGUUGAUGCUAACAGAUUUACUUAAAAGUAAUUUAGGACAUACAGAAGGUGCAGCUGAUGUUGUAUCACUUAUUAAAGUUGCUAUGUGUAUGUAUCAUCGUGGUAUUACAGCAAAUAUGCAAUUUACUUCACUUAAUCCAAAAAUAGAUUCACAAAAAUAUAAUCUACAUAUUCUUCAAAAUUUUAUACUAUUUCCAUCCGUUUCAAAUAAUGAAAAAAUAGCUAUUGGUGUUAAUUCAUUCGAAACGAGUGUCACAACGACACAUUCUAUUAUUGAAGAAUAUCAACCAAUAAAUAAAACAUCAAUUCAAAAUGGUCAUAUCGAUGAUGGAAAUCAUAUUAAAAGCAAACAAUAUUUUAUUUUUAUUUUUUCAAAUCAUAAUGAUGAUCAAGCUUUUCUUCAACGUAUAUCUCAACAACUUCUUCUCAAAAGAACUAUUAGUUAUCAACAUUCAGCAAUCUUUGUUUUUCUCAGUCAUCAACAAUUACAAGAACAAAUCGAUGCUUUUCUUACUGAACAGAUAUCACCAGGCCUUUCAAUCAUAUCACGUCCAACAAAAUCAUUAGCACAGAAAAUAUGUUUUGUUUUUAGUGGUCAAGGUCCACAAUGGUGGGCUAUGGGUAGACAAUUAUAUGAAAGUGAACCUUUAUUUAGUAAAUGGAUUAAUUUAAUUGAUGGAGAAAUGACAAAAAUUAACAAUGGUGAAUGGAGAUUAUUAGAAGAAUUAAUUGAAAAGAAAAAUGAACAAGAGUCUCGUAUUAAUGAUACAAAUAUUGCUCAACCAACAUUAUUUGCUAU
This is a messenger RNA of Adineta steineri, 938 nucleotides long. NCBI's taxonomy places the organism in Eukaryota, Metazoa, Rotifera, Eurotatoria, Adinetida, Adinetidae. The record is from the annotation of a GenBank genome assembly.